This is a messenger RNA of Gilbertella persicaria, 956 nucleotides long. RefSeq lists its product as uncharacterized. The record is from RefSeq and is a predicted model, not a curated record. Bases 255 to 800 code for a protein of 181 amino acids. Gene Ontology annotation, biological process: proteolysis. The transcript has 4 exons. Gene Ontology annotation, molecular function: aspartic-type endopeptidase activity. NCBI's taxonomy places the organism in Eukaryota, Fungi, Mucoromycota, Mucoromycetes, Mucorales, Choanephoraceae.
GUACCUACAAUGACAUCAAGCACAAUGGUACUGCCACCCUUAUCAAAUAUACCAGUUAAUGUACCACAAACGCAGCCUUACCGAAAUCAGUAUGUCACAUUACCACCAGUACUUAAAGCACGGCAACCCCAAUCAAUGAUGGGCCAAUUUGAUAGUGGAAUGAUGCCCAUACAAAAGCAGCCCAAGUUGUAAAACUAGGAAUAGCACAUUUAUACAGAAGAAAGAAGAAGAAGCAACCUGACGCAACAGAACCCAUGAUUAUCAGUACCCUCAGAACGAACAAACUACUAGAUGAACAAGCAUACAAAAAUCAACUCAUUAAUAACAUACAUAUCACAGAUGAAGAUAGUGAUUAUGACACCGACUAUGAUAGUGCAGACGAAGAAAAUAGCAGUAAUAAUAGCGAUUUCUACGACUCUGACGAAGAUAGUGACAGUCAUGUUGAUUAUCCUUUUAAUGCAGACGAAAUGAGAUACGCACAGCCAUGUCGAGUAUUAAUUGUGAUAAACAACCAACCUGUUGAAGCAAUUCUGGAUUCAGGUGCUGCUGUUUCAGUACUUAGUGCCAAACUAGCAAAUAGAUUGGGAAUUACUCCAGACACAAGUGACUCUAUACCGCUCAGUGGAUUUGCUAGUCAUAGCAGAGCCGUCAAUUGUAAAGUAGCAACAGAUGUUGAAGUCAGAAUUGGUGGCAAGUUACGUCGGGAGCAUUUUUGCAUUGAUGAAUCUGAAAAAGAGAAGAACACUUGCUUACUAGGAAGACCAUGGAUCCGUCAACCAAAGGUGGAUGUUGUGAUGUAAGAGAGAAGAUAAAAACAAAGAAGUCGAUUAGAACUUGUAUAGGUUUAUUAUCCAAAAAUAAAUAUGUAUCUAUCUCUAGCUCUUCAUUCUCUAGGUAUUUAUAUAUGAAGAGAUGUCGGAACUACUUUAAGUUAAUUAAAUAAUGUAAAUUAUGGA